CAACCACGACCAUUGCUGGUGAUAAAUUACUUGUAGACUGAUAAACAUCUUAGUCCCAGUGGAACUGAUCUAUUGGAACUAUUGGAACUAUUAUAGAUUAUCGGAAAUAGUUACAGUCUUGUCAUUACUACCAGGCCUUCCCGUUAAUAUGACGACUUAAAAUCCACUUGUUCAAGAACUGAAGAUGUAAAUUAUAAACUGUGAUGUGUAUUUUAUUCUGACAACCAUGGAAAAGAAUAAACUCCACGUAUCAUUUGAAGACGAAUUUCCGACAUCACCAACACAUAAAAACUUCCCUGCUUCACAACCGUUACAGGAAUUUCCAGACAAUGGUCAUAACAUACAAGAGAAAAAGAAAUCCAUCUUAGCUUCGGCUAACAACAGAAUGACAAGUAAUUCUCAGGAAGUAAUGGAUACUCGAUUCGGGGAGGAUGAUGAUGAUAUGGAUGUGGGGCACCUUGAUGAUGCACCACCCUCCGUAAAACCAAAUAAUACGAAUAAACAGGAGUCUAAAAGUAAACUUCCGGUACCCACUUCAGGUGAUUCGCCGUCCCUCAACCUUAAAUCAGCAACAGAUGGAUUGAACGCAACAAAUAGCGACACAAAGAGUAAAAUUCCAAUAUCUCACCCAGAGCAAAAUGUCGUCCAAGAUAAUACAAAUCAGGGAAGUUCGCCACCCGUGAGUGGCUCUAAAGUGCCACGUUACAAUCCAAGCAAGGGAAAUUACCAACCGGCGAAUACAAAUACUUUUGUUGAUACUAAAACUGUGAACCCCAUCCUCAAUGAUACACAAACAAUAAGUCCUCCAAUUCAAGACAUUUCCAAUGUGAAUCCCCCUAAUGUUGAUUCCCUUACGACGGAAACAAAAAGUGCAGAUUUGAAGAACAAUGACAGCUCGCCUAAAACUACACAUAGUCAGAACGAUAUCAGUAAAUUACAAAAAGAAAGUGAUACUACCAAAGAUUCGACAGAACAAACUUCGGAACACAUACCGCUCCAGGAUAUCAAGCGUGAAAAUAAUCCACACACGGAAAGUCCGUUUAAUAGAGGAAAGGUGCCAACACAAAAAGGCAGUCCGUCCAAUGUAAAAGAACCGGUCAAAGCAGGAAAUGCAACCAGCAGUGUGGUUAAAGAUAAUCCACAGUCUAACAAAGAUGCAGUUAAAGCAAAGUUACUUCUUCACAGUCAGUCAAAUGCCGACUCAAAAAUUGCGGUCACCGAAAGCGAUAAAAGUGAAGGCAGUAAACCAUCUGUUGUUGAGAAAAAAAUGACUUCCGUGCAAAACAAAUCAACAAAUGAUACAAAGGACACGAAAGACAUAAAAGAGACAAAAGACACAAAAGACACAAAAGAUACAAAAAAAAGUGAAAACGAGGGGGGAAAAGACAAAUUAAGUGUACCGGCAACGCCAAGUCACAGCCAAACUAAAGAGAAGAAAGACAAUCGAUUUCCAUUAUUGAACAGAAGCACCACACCUAACCCUCCAGGAACACCAAGGAAAGAAAACAAACUGGCAACUGACAAAGCCAAGGCCAACGGAUCUGUUCGUUCUAGAGAAGCUAGUCCCGCCCGAACUCCAACCAAAUCAAAAUCAGAGGUCAAGACCUCAAAAAGUUCACCUAAUUCUAAAUCCAAGAAGGAAAAGGCGAAGGAAAAGGACAAAAACAAAGAAAAAGACAAAAGCCAAGAGCCGGUAGUGGAUCCCGUUACUGCUAGAGAUGUUAAAGUGGAAGGGUCAGUACUAAAUAAAGAUAGUAAAACAGAAACAGAAGAGGCAAAGGAAACUGCGGAUAAUAUCCUGAACGAGUUGGGAGAGAAACCUAGAUCAAUCUUAGCCAGGGCAGCCCUUAAAAAGAUCGCCACAAGGAAUUCUAAACCAGGACACGUUUCUGGGUCGGCUGUGGACUCAAAGCACGUGAGCGUUAAUGAGCGGAAAGAUAGUAAAGCUAUUGGGAAAACCGCCCUUUCGGUUCCUGCGUCUGCUACUGGUAAACGAGAUGGUACUCAGGGCGACGAAGAUAAAUUAUCAGUUGGUUCUAGAAGGGAUUCUACGAAAUAUUCCAUUGAUUCCAUGUCCAGAAAGUCUGUGGAUAUACGGAUGCAGAAUCAUGUCGCUUUGGUUAAUAAACACAAUGAAGAAAAACCAAAAUCUCCGUUAGCUAAAACCGAUUCAUGGAUACGAUCCGCCAUUCCUUACCUGCCAAUUAGUGUAGCUAUUAUUUGUCUGAUGUUAAAUAUAUUAAUACCCGGAACAGGUACGAUGGUAAGUGGGUUUGCUAUAUUAUGCUGCGGUAAACCCCGGGUGCAUUCUAAAGACGAUCAUGUUAUUGUUAGUAUUUGUGUCAAUAUCUGGGUUGGUUUCGCCCAGCUGUUCACUAUAACUUUCCUACUGGUUGGCUGGUUCUGGAGUUUAGCCUGGGGAGUGAGAAUGGUGAUGUUAUCGGUGGAGUAUAGACGAGAACAACAAGUACAGCGGGAGAAACAACUGCAGACGAUGGCACUUUCUGCUUUUGGAUCGGCAUCGAAUAUGAGAUCACUGUUUCCAUAACAGGUGUUUCCCACUCAACAUCAUUGCUUGUGUAUUUUGAUUUAUUGUGCUGUGUUUAACAUUUUAAAAACAUUAAUGGAGUAUCCCCGCAAUAUUUCUGAAUACCACACGUGGAAAGUUUUGUGAUUAUAAUAUUAAAAGCUAUUAUUUGGCGUCGAGUAUGAGGAUAUGACGAUAUACAUGUGCGCUCAUCCCUGGCCGCAACCAAUCAUAAGCUUCGAAAUUGCGUUUAAAGGUAAAUACGCCGCCACACUGUUUACCCCUGACUAUUGUAAAGACGGGGUAGUAAUCAAAUUUAAAACAUUGCAUAUAUGUGGAUUUUAAAAAUUUGGCAUUUUGAUAUAAACCCUACAACAGACAUAAUGUUCAAUUGGGUCAAAGGCUGAUUUCAAAAUUAAUUUUAAUGGAUAAACCUCUUUGUUAUGCUUCUUAGUUUAAACAAUAUUUUUAUUUCAAGUACAUAAAGAUUAUUUACAACACUGAUGUAAUGGAUUAGAAAACAAGCCGAAGCUUAUAUAAAUUCA
Patella vulgata (common limpet) is the source of this 3072-nucleotide messenger RNA. Its product is annotated as protein stum. Gene Ontology annotation, biological process: sensory perception of mechanical stimulus; proprioception; taxis. The transcript is spliced from 4 exons. The coding region runs from base 227 to 2548 and encodes 773 amino acids. Gene Ontology annotation, cellular component: sensory dendrite. NCBI's taxonomy places the organism in Eukaryota, Metazoa, Mollusca, Gastropoda, Patellidae. The record is from RefSeq and is a predicted model, not a curated record.